CCCAUUUUCAUUUUAACCAUGUGGAACUCCCUCUCACCAUCGUCGAGCUCUCUCUCUCACAUCUCCACCGCCCCUAGCCACCUCCCUAGCCCUAGCCACCACCACCUCCCUAGUCCACUUGGGCACCAAAAACAUCGACUUCUAGAUGGAGCGUUAUGUCUUCAAGAGGCGCAGCGAUGGAAUAUACAUAAUCAAUGUGGGGAAGACAUGGGAAAAGCUUCAGUUGGCAGCCCGGAUUAUUGUUGCAAUUGAGAACCCACAAGACAUCAUCGUACAGUCUGCAAGGCCAUAUGGUCAGAGAGCGGUCCUGAAGUUUGCUCAGUACACGGGUGCCCAUGCUAUUGCUGGGAGGCACACUCCUGGUACCUUCACCAAUCAGUUGCAGACCUCAUUCAGUGAGCCUCAUCUCCUUAUCCUCACUGAUCGAAGGACUGAUCAUCAGCCAUUAAGGAAGCUGCCCUUGGAAAUAUUCCAACUAUUGCCUUUUGAGAUACUGAUUCACCCAUGUGGUAUGUUGAUAUUGGGAUCUGAUGCAGAUUAG
This is a messenger RNA of Quercus robur (English oak), 541 nucleotides long. Its product is annotated as 40S ribosomal protein SA-like. Gene Ontology annotation, cellular component: ribosome; 90S preribosome; cytosolic small ribosomal subunit. The record is from RefSeq and is a predicted model, not a curated record. Gene Ontology annotation, molecular function: structural constituent of ribosome. Lineage: Eukaryota; Viridiplantae; Streptophyta; Magnoliopsida; Fagales; Fagaceae. The transcript has 3 exons. The coding region runs from base 146 to 541 and encodes 131 amino acids. Gene Ontology annotation, biological process: cytoplasmic translation; ribosomal small subunit assembly.